Messenger RNA from Corticium candelabrum, 2214 nucleotides. RefSeq lists its product as uncharacterized. The transcript is spliced from 18 exons. Lineage: Eukaryota; Metazoa; Porifera; Homoscleromorpha; Homosclerophorida; Plakinidae. The record is from RefSeq and is a predicted model, not a curated record. Bases 22 to 2049 code for a protein of 675 amino acids.
CCACGCAACCUCCAAAGUUUCAUGGUGUUUGACACGUCGAGGCUGAUGGCUAGUUUGAACUCAACUCCCGCGGUCGGUUCUCUUCCAGCAACUGCAGACGCCACAGACUGGGAAGUCUUGCUGCAACACAUUCGGUCUCGUACUGUCAUUCCAUUCCUUGGCGCUGGUUUGUCCAGUCCUAUUCUUCCAGGCUGGCAAACUCUCAUCAAGGAGGUUGCAGAGAAAGUGAAACCUCCCGAUCUAGAAAACGUUGGAAUUGAGAAAGGAAAUUUGCCUAUGAUUACGGACAUGAUCACCGAGACGCUAGUUGAACGACUAGUCAAAACAGAGCUGGGAAUAGACGAUACAGAUGGCAGCACAAGAAGUCCUUUGGGGUCAGAACUUCUUGAAGUGUUUAGGAAACACUUGAGUCGACCGUGUGACAACAAUCCCGACUUGUUGGACGCUUUGCUUCUUGGUAAGACAGUUGACAGCAUUGACUGCAAAGACAUUCCCGACAGCAUUCGAAAGGCCACACAAGGUCAUAGAGCUAUUACAACAGGGCCUUGGCCAUUGAUACUUACAAGCAACUGGGACACGUUUCUAGAGGCAUCAUAUGGAAUGAUGGGACUCAACAGAGAUGACGUUUGGGAUUGUUUCCACCCCGAAAAACAGUAUUUUCACAGGAAAACAAAGGCACUACCAGUCCGAUACAGAAGCGACAUCCAGCAGGUCUAUGCUGAACUGCAAGCUGGUGUGAAACCACCAAGGCUAUUAAAACUACAUGGAGAUUUUACAUUGAAAGGCAGCAGUGAGUUGGUAGCAGGACACUCGGAUUACCGUCAUCUCAUGGUUCAUGAUGUCUCCUUCGCCAGGUUCAUGCAGUACUUGUGCUCUCAGUACAAUUUCCUGUUUUAUGGCAACUCUUUGAAUGACCCAGACAUGCUUGCCGUCUUGGAUGGAAUGAUUGAAAGUCUUGGCAGUGAGGUGGGACCUCACUUCUGGAUUACUGCUGGCCCAGUUAGCAACGCUAGGAAACAUUAUCUGAUGAAGAACUACUCGGUGUGUACUAUUAGAACUAAGAACAUCAAAGACUACGAAGGACAACUUGCUCUGCUGACAGCAUUGUGUAAUCAAGGAUGGUCUAUUCCUCAUCCUCUGGCUGUGAAAACUAUUGAGUAUAAGAUAUCUGGUCCAGAUAGAAAGACUGAAAUACUUGUGUCAGUAAGUGACAACUUGCCCGAAAACAUUGCCUGUGACUUAAAGAGGAAUGAAAAACCUUAUGCACUGGCUGUCAUGGUCAGCAUAGAUGAAGGUGGAACUCCUACUGUUUGUCACCAUUCUCAAAAUGCUUAUGACUGUGGACUCCUAAACAAAUCAUGUGUUUCUGCUUCGACGUUUGAUAUGAAAUCUAGUAAUUGGAGAGCACAGAGUUGCUCAAGAGGUUGUUGGAUUGUGUGUGUCCAGAUGCCACACAAAUUAGAGAAAGAGAAUCUGCAGGGCAUCUUUGAAGCUACGCAGCACUUUAUAGUCAAGGCAGGCAGCAAUUCUUACGAGUUUUCAAGUACACCACAGAACACGAGUUCUUCGUCAGAAACUUUGACUCUCAUUUUGCCACUGCUGCGAGUUUCUGACUGCUUGGUGCAGCAUGAAGAAGUACUCUGUGCUAUGCUAAGUGCUAUAGGAGAUGCCACUAAACAGAUUGUGUCUCAUACAAAGACUAUAAGAAUUGUAAUAGCCCUGGGAGUGCCAACAACUGGCAGAAACAGGAUUGCAUUGUUUGCUGAAAUUGAUGCUGGCAGAAUUCACGUAGGGAGAGUUUUGAAUCGAUCUCUUCAUGGUCAAAUGGAAUUCACGUGCAUUUCCCCAGCUUGUUCAUAUUCUCAACAAAGCUGUGAUGAACGGCGCUGGCUUUGCCGGAAACUGUACACAGACAUCAAAGGAUCUUUCAGAGACCUCAGGAAACAAAUGGGUUAUCCUGACGAUUGUAAAGAAACGAGAUCAUUGCUUGAAGCCAAUAUCACUGACGGAUCCAGUUUUAUCUUCAAUCCUUUCAUAAAAGCUGAUUGACUUUUUACAGUGGACAGUUUAAUAAGCAUUUUGAACAAGUAACGAUUUGUUCUAGCUACAGCAUUUUUGCAUUUGUCAGUAUGUACUGUGUACCAUCUGGUCAAUAUGUGCACUCAUUGUUGUGUCAACUGAUUCAACUUUCAAUAGCAAAAAAAUUCAAGUUAA